AUGGGCUCCUUCGACGUCGUCCCCUUCUGGCACGUCAACGUCCCCGAGCGGGAGCGCACCGCCGAGUGCCCCGAGUUCCUGCGCGGCCUCAGCGCCAAGGACCUGCGCGGCGUCUCCACGCCCGACUCGGCGUACGAGAUCCUCUCCUGGGCCGAGGUCGCCCGCAUCGUCACCGCCAACCGCCUCGAGCGCUUCCAGCGCGUGCCCUCCCAGCUGCGCCGCUACAAGCAGUUCUCUCAUCAGACCGCCGCCGGCCGCCACGGCAGCGUCGCCGCCUUCGUUCUCGAGGAGCGCCUGCGCUGGGCCGGCCCGGGAGCCUCCCGGCCCAGCGGCGCACCGCCAUUCACCUGCCCGGACGACUACAAGGUCCUCUACAACGACUGGCCGUACGGCCUCGACUCCCGCAUCGUUCAUUUGGUCGUCUGGACAAAGUUUGAGCUGGUUGCCGACGCGGACACGGGAGACCUCACGGACAAGGCCCGCGCGGAGAUUGAGGACUACGUCUCGAGGACGUUUCGCGCGCGGAUGCCCGAGGGCAAUGUCAUGUGGUUCAAGAACUGGGCUGCCCUCAAGUCCAUCCACGCCGUCGAGCACUUCCACGUCAUGCUCUUCGACCCUAACCCCGAUUUCAUCCGCGAGGUGACCAACGGCGACAUCCCCCAGUGCAACAAGUUCAUUGAUUAG
Molecule: messenger RNA, 684 nt
Organism: Cordyceps fumosorosea ARSEF 2679
Lineage: Eukaryota; Fungi; Ascomycota; Sordariomycetes; Hypocreales; Cordycipitaceae
Exons: 2
Coding region: 1-684 (227 amino acids)
Biological process (GO): N-acetylglucosamine metabolic process
Cellular component (GO): cytoplasm
Source: RefSeq, a predicted model, not a curated record